AUGCCAUGGAUUUCCGGUUCCCCCUGCCCUCCACCCUCCGCGGCUGCCGCCCGAAUCGCUAGCCGGAGAACUGCCGACCUAUUCCCGACUCGCUGCCACCCGCAACCCCCCAUCACUCCCUCCGCAGCAAACUCCUCUUCGGAAUCCUCCUCCUCCGACACGAAGCUCUCCACCUUCUGCGCCGCCGUCGCCGAGUUCUCCAAACGCCCCCACGGUCCCCUCCCCCCUCCCGGCGCCGUUCCCCGUCGCUCCCUUCCCGCCUCCUACAACGCCCUGAUGAAGUCCUUCUCCCGCUGCGGCGAUGCCGACGAGGUCCGCCGCCUCUUCCGCGAGCUCCAGCUCUUCCGGUCAGCUCCCAACGCUCUCUGCUACAACACCCUCAUCAACUCCCUCGUCGUUGCCAACCGCCACGCCGAGGCGGAGGCCGCCUUCGAAGAGAUGGUCUCAUCGGGCGUCGCCCCGACCACUUCCUCCUAUACAAUUCUCAUAAAGUCGCGAUCUUUACACCCCUCCCUCAUCGAUUCUACUUAUGACAUCAUUCAGUUCAUGGUUCGAUCCGGCCGACACCCCGACAGAGUCACCUACUUGACCCUGAUCGCCGGCCUCUGCCGCGCCGGGAGGAUUGAGGAGGCGUGGGGUGUUUUGGAUCAGAUGCUCGAAGAAAGGUUGAUGCCAACUGUUGAAGCUUAUACUUGUAUCGUUCAUGGGUAUUGCUCGGCAGGACGGAUCGAAGAGGCCAAGAGGUUGAUGGGCACUAUGGAGGCCCUUGGCUGCCGACCGGACGUGGUGACUUACAGCAUCUUGGUGGAGGCCCUAUGCAGAACCGCCGAAUUCGAGGAAGUGGAGAAGAUCUUGAGGGAGAGUGCGUCCAAGGGCUGGAAACCAAAUGCCAUCACCUACAAUAUCUAUAUGAAUGGGCUUUGUAAAGCAGGCAAGGUCGACGAAGCAUUCCAACUGUUCGAAGUUAUGCGGAAGAGGGGCUUGUGCCCAGAUGCAAUCACUUUGAACAUCCUUUUUGAUUGCCUUUGUCGGGACUCGAAGGUUUGGGAGGCCAAGAGCUUGCUGGAGAGGAAUGCUGAAUUGGAAUGGGAUGUCGAUGUCUUCUUCUACAACACUUUGAUGAGUAGGCUUUGUGAGCUUGGUGAAUGGAUCAGUGUUCUAAAGCUCUUGACUGAUCUGGUGAAGAAGGGAAUUGGACCGGAUGCUUGCACGUUUACGAUCGUGAUUCGAAGCCUUUGCAGAGCUGGGAAGCUUCGUAAAGCGAAAUGUAUUAUGAGCAGCAGGGGAUUUGGUGCUGAUGUUGUGGCUUAUAACACUUUGCUUCAUAGGUUUUACAUGGCAGGAGAGUUCAAUGAAGUCCAGCGGCUUUACGUGAACAUGGUCCUGGAAGAUAUUGUUCCAAAUAAGUUCACCUAUGGUAUCAUGAUUGAUAGUUUUUGCAGAGAAGGAAGAUUUUUAGAAGCUAUUGAUUGUCUUCUUGGAUCCCUCAAACAAGGGUUCUUAUCUGAUCUGGUUGUUCGUCUAAAUAAUUGGUUGAUUAAGGGUGGGAAGCUGAAAGAGAUACUACAACUGCUUGAAGAAAUGACAAAACGAGGCUUCGUUCCAGAUGUGCGUAUGUUCAAUGCGCUGAUAAGUGCAUUUUGCAGGGAGGGAUACUGUUGGAGAGAAGAUGUAUAUAAAGUUUGUCUCAUUCUCGACAAAAUGCUUGGAGUCAAGUAAGUUAUCUCAAGAUGAUGAGAUUCUUCUGAUCAAUAGUCUGAAUGAAAGCAUGGGCUUAAGA
Molecule: messenger RNA, 1780 nt
Organism: Elaeis guineensis (African oil palm)
Lineage: Eukaryota; Viridiplantae; Streptophyta; Magnoliopsida; Arecales; Arecaceae
Source: RefSeq, a predicted model, not a curated record